Messenger RNA from Suricata suricatta (meerkat), 4541 nucleotides. Its product is annotated as neurogenic locus notch homolog protein 1. Gene Ontology annotation, biological process: heterophilic cell-cell adhesion; establishment or maintenance of epithelial cell apical/basal polarity. Gene Ontology annotation, cellular component: protein-containing complex; plasma membrane. NCBI's taxonomy places the organism in Eukaryota, Metazoa, Chordata, Mammalia, Carnivora, Herpestidae. The record is from RefSeq and is a predicted model, not a curated record. The transcript is spliced from 24 exons. Gene Ontology annotation, molecular function: calcium ion binding. Bases 41 to 4540 code for a protein of 1499 amino acids.
CCCCCCAGGCCUGCGAUGUUCCCAGCCCAGCGAGAGCUGCAUGAAUGGCGGGAAGUGUGAAGUGUCCCCGAACGGCACGGAAGCCUGUGUCUGCAGCGGGGCCUUCGCGGGCCAGCGAUGCCAGGCGCCCAACCCCUGCCUCAGCGCCCCCUGCAAGAACGGCGGGACGUGCCACGCGGUGGAGCGCAGCGGCCUGGUGGACUACGCCUGCACCUGCCGCCUGGGCUUCUCCGGGCCCCUCUGCCUGACGCCCCAGGACCACGCCUGCCUCGCCAACCCCUGCCGCAACGGCGGCACCUGCGACCUGCUCACGCUGACCGAGUACAAGUGCCGCUGCCCCCCGGGCUGGUCUGGGAAGAUGUGCCAGCAGGCCGACCCGUGCGCCUCCAACCCGUGUGCCAACGGCGGCCAGUGCCUGCCCUUCGAGGCCUCGUACAUCUGCGGCUGCCCGCCCGGCUUCCACGGCCCCACCUGCAGGCAGGACGUCAACGAGUGCAGCCAGAGCCCCGGACUCUGCCGCCACGGGGGCACUUGUCACAACGAGGUCGGCUCCUACCGCUGCGCCUGCCGUGCCUCCCACACCGGCCCCCACUGCGAGCUGCCGUACGUGCCCUGCAGCCCCUCGCCCUGCCAGAACGGGGGCACCUGCCGCCCCACGGGGGACACCACCCACGAGUGCGCCUGCCUGCCAGGCUUCACCGGCCAGAACUGCCAGGAGAAUUUCGACGACUGCCCCGGAAGCAGCUGCGAGAACGGAGGCACCUGUGUGGACGGCGUGAACACUUACAACUGCCGCUGCCCGCCUGAGUGGACAGGCCAGUACUGCACAGAGGACGUGGAUGAAUGCCAGCUGAUGCCCAACGCCUGCCAGAACGGCGGCACCUGCCACAACACCCACGGCGGCUACAACUGCGUGUGUGUCAACGGCUGGACUGGGGAGGACUGCGGCGAGAACGUGGACGACUGCGCCAGCGCCGCCUGCUUCCACGGCGCCACUUGCCACGACCGCGUGGCCUCCUUCUACUGCGAGUGUCCUCACGGCCGCACAGGCCUGCUCUGCCACCUCAACGACGCCUGCAUCAGCAACCCUUGCAACGAGGGCUCCAACUGUGACACCAACCCCGUCAACGGCAAGGCCAUCUGCACCUGCCCCUCGGGGUACACGGGCCCGGCCUGCAGCCAGGACGUGGACGAGUGCUCGCUGGGCGCCAACCCCUGUGAGCACGCGGGCAAGUGCAUCAACACGCUGGGCUCCUUCGAGUGCCAGUGUCUGCAGGGCUACACGGGCCCCCGCUGCGAGGUCGACGUCAACGAGUGCAUCUCGAACCCGUGUCAGAACGACGCCACCUGCCUGGACCAGAUCGGGGGGUUCCAGUGCAUCUGCAUGCCCGGCUACGAGGGUGUGCACUGUGAAGUGAACACGGACGAGUGUGCCAGCAGCCCCUGCCUGCAGAGCGGCCGCUGCGUGGACAAAAUCAAUGAGUUCCUGUGCGAGUGCCCCACAGGCUUCACGGGGCAUCUGUGUCAGUAUGAUGUGGACGAGUGUGCGAGCACGCCCUGCAAGAACGGCGCCAAGUGCCUGGACGGGCCCAACACCUACACCUGCGUGUGCUCGGAAGGCUACACAGGGCCGCACUGCGAGGUGGACAUUGACGAGUGUGACCCUGACCCUUGCCACUACGGGUCGUGCAAGGACGGGGUUGCCACCUUCACCUGCCUGUGCCGGCCGGGCUACACGGGCCACCACUGUGAGACCAAUGUCAACGAGUGUCACAGUCAGCCCUGCCGUCACGGCGGCACCUGCCAGGACCGUGACAAUGCCUACCUGUGCCUCUGCCUCAAGGGGACCACAGGACCCAACUGUGAGACCAACCUGGAUGACUGUGCCAGCAGCCCCUGUGACUCGGGCACGUGUCUGGACAAGAUCGACGGUUACGAGUGUGCAUGUGAGCCGGGCUACACAGGGAGCAUGUGCAACGUCAACAUCGACGAGUGUGCGGCCAACCCCUGCCACCACGGAGGCACCUGUGAGGACGGCAUCAACAGCUUCACCUGCCGCUGCCCCGAGGGCUACCACGGCCCCACGUGCCUGUCCGAGGUCAACGAGUGCAGCAGCAACCCCUGCGUCCACGGCGCCUGCCGGGACAGCCUCAACGGGUACAAGUGUGACUGUGACCCCGGGUGGAGCGGGGCCAACUGUGACGUCAACAACAACGAGUGUGAGUCCAACCCCUGUGCCAACGGGGGCGCCUGCAGGGACAUGACCAGCGGCUACGUGUGCACCUGCCGCGAGGGCUUCAGCGGUCCCAACUGCCAAACCAACAUCAACGAGUGUGCGUCUAACCCGUGCCUGAACCAGGGCUCCUGCAUCGAUGACGUGGCUGGGUACACGUGCAACUGCCCGCUGCCCUACACAGGAGCCACGUGUGAGGUGGUGCUGGCCCCGUGCGCCCCCGGCCCCUGCAGGAACGGGGGCGAGUGCCAGGAGUCCGAGGACUUCGAGAGCUUCUCGUGCGUCUGUCCCGCGGGCUGGCAAGGACAGACCUGCGAGGUCGACAUCAACGAGUGUGUGAAGAGUCCGUGCCGCCAUGGCGCCUCCUGCCAGAACACGAACGGCGGCUACCGCUGCCGCUGCCGCGCCGGCUACACGGGGCCCAACUGCGAGACGGACAUCGACGACUGCCGACCGAACCCGUGCCACAACGGCGGCUCCUGCACGGACGGCAUUAACGCGGCUUUCUGCGACUGCCUGCCGGGCUUCCGGGGACCCUUCUGCGAGGAGGACAUCAACGAGUGUGCCAGCAACCCCUGCCGCCACGGGGCCAACUGCACCGACUGCGUGGACAGCUACACCUGCACCUGCCCUGCAGGCUUCAGCGGGAUCCACUGCGAGAACAACACGCCCGACUGCACAGAGAGCUCCUGUUUCAAUGGUGGCACCUGCGUGGACGGCAUCAACUCCUUCACCUGCGUGUGUCCGCCUGGCUUCACGGGCAGCUACUGCCAGCACGACAUCAACGAGUGUGACUCCCGGCCCUGCCUGCACGGCGGCACCUGCCAGGACAGCUACGGGACCUACAAGUGCACCUGCCCGCAGGGCUACACGGGCCUCAACUGCCAGAACCUGGUGCGCUGGUGUGACUCCUCGCCGUGCAGGAACGGCGGCAAGUGCUGGCAGACCAGCACCCUGUACCGCUGCGAGUGCCACAGCGGCUGGACCGGCCUCCACUGCGACGUGCCCAACGUGUCCUGCGAGGUGGCCGCGCAGCGACAAGACAUCAACGUCACCCACCUGUGCCGGAACGGGGGGCUCUGCAUGGAUGCCGGCAACACGCACCACUGCCGCUGCCAGGCGGGCUACACGGGCAGCUACUGCGAGGACCAGGUGGACGAGUGCUCCCCCAGCCCCUGCCAGAACGGCGCCACCUGCACCGACUACCCCGGUGGCUACUCCUGCGAGUGCGUGGCCGGGUACCACGGGGUGAACUGCUCCGCGGAGAUCAACGAGUGUCUGUCCCACCCGUGCCAGAACGGGGGCACCUGCAUCGACCUCAUCAACACCUACAAGUGCUCCUGUCCCCGGGGCACACAGGGGGUGCACUGUGAGGUCAACGUGGACGACUGCAGCCCCCUCGCCGACCCCGGCUCCCGGGGCCCCAAGUGCUUCAACAACGGCACCUGCGUGGACCAGGUGGGCGGCUACAGCUGCACCUGCCCGCCCGGCUUCGUCGGCGAGCGCUGUGAGGGGGACGUGAACGAGUGCCUGUCCAACCCCUGUGACGCCCGUGGCACCCAGAACUGUGUGCAGCGCGUCAACGACUUCUACUGCGAGUGCCGAGCGGGCCACACUGGACGCCGCUGCGAGUCUGUCAUCGAUGGCUGCAAGGGCAGGCCCUGCCAGAACGGGGGCACUUGCGCCGUGGCCUCCAACACUGCCCGCGGGUUCAUCUGCAAGUGCCCGGCGGGCUUCGAGGGCGCCACCUGUGAGAAUGACGCUCGCGCCUGCGGGAGCCUGCGCUGCCUCAAUGGCGGCACGUGCAUCUCGGGCCCGCGCAGCCCCACCUGCCUGUGCCUGGGCCCCUUCACGGGCCCCGAGUGCCAGUUCCCGGCCGGCAGCCCCUGCGUGGGCAGCAACCCGUGCUACAACCAGGGCAGCUGCGAGCCGGUGCCCGAGAGCCCCUUCUACCGCUGCCUGUGCCCCGCCAAGUUCAACGGGCUCCUGUGCCACAUCCUGGACUACAGCUUCGGGGGCGGCGUGGGCGUCGACAUCCCCCCGCCGCAGAUCGAGGAGGCGUGCGAGCUGCCCGAGUGCCGCGAGGAGGCCGGCAACAAGGUGUGCAGCCUGGGCUGCAACAGCCACGCGUGCGGCUGGGACGGCGGCGACUGCUCCCUCAACUUCGACGACCCCUGGCAGAACUGCUCGCAGUCGCUGCAGUGCUGGAAGUACUUCAGCGACGGCCGCUGCGACAGCCAGUGCAACUCCGCCGGGUGCCUGUUCGACGGCUUCGACUGCCAGCGCGCGGACGGCCAGUGCAAGUGAG